AUUCACCCUACGCAAUCAAUCUAAUUAAUAACCAUACAAAAAAUUGCAAGCGAUAAUAUUAGGUAAUCUAUUGUAGCAAUUAGCUUGUAAUUGAUUGCCAUCACAGCAGUUUGGCAGGGAGGUGAAGAGUGUACAAACAACAUGGGAGCCCUCAUCAGCAGUCUCUUCAGCUGGCUCUUCGGGGGCAGUAAGUACCCAGCCCUGGGCCCCAACCCUGAUAAACCCAACGACAUCACGGGCCUCACCCCUCGAGAGGCCAGGGCCGUGGUCGUUACCUGGGACAUAGUGAAACCCAACAUGGCCCACCACGGCGUCCAGUUCUUCCUCAGAUUAUUUGAAAGGCACCCGAACAUCCAAAAGAAGUUCAGCGGCUUCGAUGGCAAGCCGUUGGCAGUCCUCCAGGAAGACAAAAGGCUUAGGGCCCACGCCACGACCGUCAUGAACGCCAUCAACAGCGUCGUUGAAUCCCUCGGCGACCCUGAAACUCUCGUCGAAAUUCUCAAGACCACAGGAAAAAAUCAUAAGAGAAGAGGCAUCGAGAAAACUCAUUUCGAGAGUCUGCGGGUUGUGCUGCUGGACUACCUACGGGAUAACCUGGGCACAGCUUACUCGCCCAUGGCCCAGCAGGGAUGGAGUAAGGCUUUGGCCGCCGUCAAUGCCGUCAUAUUUCAGGCGUAUGAUCUCCCUGAAAAAUAAGACAAAUAAUAAUUGCUCGCAUCAUAGUAGCGACACGAGAUCGACGAUUUCUGUCCAUCAUAUUAUUAGUAUUAGACCGCGAGAAAAUUAUCUGCCCUCUCUGUCCACUAUAAGAUUUUAAUUUUAGACCACGAGGAAAUUAUCUGCCCAUUCUGUCCACUAAAAGAUUAGUAUUAGACCACCAGGAAAUUAUCUGCCCUUUCUGUCCACUAAAAGAUUAGUAUUAGACCACCAGGAAAUUAUCUGCGAUUUCUGUCCACUAUAAGAUUUUAGUUUUAGACCACGAGGAAAUUAUCUGCGAUUUCUGUCCACUAUAAGAUUUUAGUUUUAGACCACCAGGAAAUUAUCUGCGAUUUCUGCCCACUAUAAGAUUUUAGUUUUAGACCACCAGGAAAUUAUCUGCCCUUUCUGUCCACUAUAAGAUUUUAGUUUUAGACCGCGAGGAAAUUAUCUGCGAUUUCAGCCCUUUAUAAAAUUAUUAUUAAACUGCAAGAAAAUUGACUGCGACCGUCUAACGCUCCUGGAUUGCUUAUGUAAAGUCUACAGAAAGUGAAAAUAUUGACAAACUACGAGCUUUAGCGUGCGACGAUCAAAUAAUAUUUGGUUGUGUAAAUUUGUUUCCAUGGUCUGCUCUAUCGUUUAUUUUACAUAUAAGUGAAUAAAUCUUUACUUGGAAUACAAAUUUUUCAUUUAUAUAAUGCAGUAUUGGCAGCUUCAUGAUCAUCGCACUUUGAAUAACUGGCAUGUUUUAAUUAAGGUACGCAGGUCUCCUCCUGAUGGCUGCCACCUUGUGAAUUAGAAUGACUCAAGUUGAAUAUACGGCGUGAAUGAUAGCAGCAAAUUAUUGAUGACGCAGUAACGGCCGGUAGGUCAGAGAAAAUAACCGUGUACUGAGUCGUCAGCCAUACAAGAUUUACAGUUAGCUUUACAAUUUUGACCGUAGAAUCAUGCUUUGAAAUCAUCGUAGUUUAAAACUUAGAAUACUCAUUGUUACUAAUGUCUGCACUCGUAAUUAAGGAUCCAAAACCAUGAGAGGAUCCCGCAUCAUAUACAUGCCUAAAAAAUAAAUUUAUGUGUAUUUAAUUGUAGGGAGAACCUGUUCUACCAACCGACGUUCACGCGUCAACCUAACGAGAAUUUAACCCAAGUACCGAAAUGCAUUUAUUAACAACCAUGAUUUCUCUUCCAGUC
Messenger RNA from Hyalella azteca, 1887 nucleotides. RefSeq names its product cytoglobin-2. Gene Ontology annotation, molecular function: heme binding; oxygen binding. The coding region runs from base 142 to 696 and encodes 184 amino acids. Lineage: Eukaryota; Metazoa; Arthropoda; Malacostraca; Amphipoda; Hyalellidae. The record is from RefSeq and is a predicted model, not a curated record. The transcript is spliced from 4 exons. Gene Ontology annotation, cellular component: hemoglobin complex; extracellular region. Gene Ontology annotation, biological process: oxygen transport.